Messenger RNA from Cajanus cajan (pigeon pea), 1725 nucleotides. RefSeq names its product FAD-dependent oxidoreductase family protein. Gene Ontology annotation, cellular component: cytoplasm. The record is from RefSeq and is a predicted model, not a curated record. Lineage: Eukaryota; Viridiplantae; Streptophyta; Magnoliopsida; Fabales; Fabaceae.
ACGGUGUUUUACCCUUACACAGUUACACUUGCAUCUUAAUUGAGCAAUACAUCUCUCUCGCGCAGGGACAGGGUAAUGAAGAGCCUCAAUUUGUGGCCGAACCCUUAUCCUAGGAUUUUGCCAUGGCGUUCGACAUCUCCAUCGCUCAACAUUGUUUGUUCCAUUCCUCCUUCUCCUUCUUCUUCGUCUUCUUCAGUUCGGUGCCAUAGCUCUCUAACUCAACACCCUCUCAGGUGCGCAGUGCUCGGUGCUGGGUUCGCUGGCCUUUCUGUUGUUUGGCAUUUGUUCAAGCAAUGUCCUAAGGAGUUGAAUCUAAGAAUUGAUAUAUAUGAUGAAGUGGGCAUUGGGGGUGGUGCUUCUGGAAUUUCUGGAGGUCUUCUUCACCCUUAUUCCCCCAAAGGUUUCUCAUUUUCUUCUUGUACUGUGUUCUACUGUGCAGUUUAAGCUUCUGUGGGAGGGUGCUCGGUGUUGGAAAGAGAGCAUGAAGCUUUUGAGAAUUGCCGAAGAAGCUAGUGUCUCCAAGGACUGCAGAACUGACGAAUCUGUUGAAGAUAUGAAGGCUUUUGUAGCUCACAAAAGGGGCAUCUUAAGACCGGCAACAGAUAUGAAGAAUGUGAUUAAAUUGAAUGAUAAUGUCAAGACUUCGCUUCCUAGCUGUAGAGUAGAGACACUUGAUAAUGAAAAAGCUCAAAGUCUUUUACCUGGUGUAUGUUUACCAUUAAACACAGCUUUCUAUAUGCCCGAAGCUCUAAAUAUUGAUUCGCAACAUUAUCUUCAGGCACUUUUCCAAGGAUGUGAAAAUUUGGUGAAAGAAUCCUCCAUUCUUGGUUCUGGACAGAAACAGUUAAGUUUACAUAAAAGAUCUGUUCAUAGACUUUCAGAGUUUGAAGGGGAAUAUGAUGCAGUCAUCAUAUGCCUAGGUGCCAAGGUGAACAUGCUUCCCGAGAUCUCAGGGAGGCUUCCUUUGAGGACAUGUAGGGGUGUAAUUGUGCACUUGGAAUUGCCUGACGAUAUGAUAGGUUAUCCUGAGAGUGGGCCCUCGAUAUUAUCAGAUGCAUGGAUUGCUGUUCAGGGCCCCCGGAGUCUGAAUGUGGGCUCAACUUGGGAGUGGAAAUCCAUAAAUUCAUCACCAAAUGUUUCAAGCGAUGAAGCUUCAAAAGCUUUUCUACAGCUUUUGCCAAAGGCAUCUACCAUUUAUCCUGGAAUAGAAGAUUGGGUUUUCACUGGUGCAAGAGCUGGUCUGAGGGCAAUGCCUCCACUCACGCCCCUUGGAUCACUUCCACUUUUGGGUUGUAUCAAUGAUGUAAUAGGCAGAAACCAUACUUGUAAGUAUUGGUUAUUUGGAGGGCUAGGUUCAAGAGGAUUGUUAUACCAUGCUUGGCUUGGUAAUUUGAUGGCACAAGCUGUGCUCUCCUGUAAUGAAGAAGUGAUUCCAGCUGAGUUGACUUCUUGGAAAGCAAAUGAACCCAAAAUAUAGCGUUCAACACUUAACAAUGUUGAAUUUAUAAGGUAAUUUUCCUGUGAUUUGAAUCUUGGGUAACUUUACUAUGCGAUGCACAAGGGAAGCUUCAAAUUAUUGGUUGUAUAUAUGUUGAAAGAUUGUUGUUUGAAAUUUCCUAUGUACAAACACUUGUCAAGUGCUUUGGAUAUAUUGACCCCUCCUCUGAAACUCACCCCAAACAAAACGAGAUUAUUCAAUACAUGGAGACUGAUUUAAUUUGAUAA